Molecule: messenger RNA, 747 nt
Organism: Lotus japonicus
Lineage: Eukaryota; Viridiplantae; Streptophyta; Magnoliopsida; Fabales; Fabaceae
Product: DNA topoisomerase 6 subunit A3-like
Exons: 2
Coding region: 1-747 (248 amino acids)
Biological process (GO): meiotic DNA double-strand break processing; meiotic DNA double-strand break formation; reciprocal meiotic recombination
Cellular component (GO): nuclear chromosome
Molecular function (GO): DNA binding; DNA topoisomerase type II (double strand cut, ATP-hydrolyzing) activity
Source: RefSeq, a predicted model, not a curated record
AUGGAUGUGUACGGUUUUCUUGGUAUUCCUGUAGGCCUUGGUGUUGUCUUCCCUCCAACUGCUGCUCAGAAUGUUGCUGCUGCUUGGAAUGCUAACCUCUGGAUUCAGCACAAUGUUCUUGUCUGGCCCCAAGCCGAGCUUGCCCUCCCUUCUGCCCCUAUGCCAUUGAGGAUAACAAUGGGGCAAGGAGAAAACGAGGAGGAGAGGAGGGGGGACAACCUUUGUUGCGCCGCCAUCGGGAUUAGAUGGCUCUUUAUGUAUGUUAGACUAUUUCUUCUGCUUGUGGAGAAAUACGAAACUCUCUUCCGCUUAUCUGAGGACAAUUUUUGUUCAAAGUUUUCAUGCAUCAUUGUCACUAGUUCUGGAGAACCCGGCGUUGCAACUCGUUAUUUUAUCAAAAAGAUUAAAACUGAAUUGAACAUCCCCGUCCUUUGCAUCAUGGAUGCAGAUGCGUACGGAAUCAAGAUGAUGUGUGUGCAUAAAUUUGGCUCGAAGGAGCUCUCAUAUGAUAGUGAGAACUUAGUAAUUUCAUAUGCGAGGUGGUUGGGAGUACGGCCUUCUGAUGUUGAAUUAUUUCAAAUUCAAGCCCACUAUUUGUUAGCCCUCAUGAAAUUUGACAUUAAAGUUGUGAGGAAGCUGUUGAAGGCUAAGAAGAAGUUUGAGAUACAAGCUCUGAGCGAGUUCCAUAUCCAGUUCCUUAGUCAAGUCUACCUUCCCUACCAGCUCCAAAACAAGAACUGGAUUUGA